GCAGGAGGCUGUGCGUCCGCAAGCGACGACGCGGGAUCGGCAUGGAAGUGAAGGAUGCCAAUUCUGCACUGCUCAGUAACUACGAGGUGUUCCAGUUACUGACUGAUCUGAAAGAGCAACGGAAGGAAAGUGGAAAGAACAAACACAGUUCUGGGCAACAGAACUUGAAUACUAUCACCUAUGAAACAUUAAAAUAUAUAUCAAAAACACCAUGCAGGCACCAGAGUCCUGAAAUUGUUAGAGAAUUUCUCACAGCAAUGAAAAGCCACAAGUUGACCAAAGCUGAAAAGCUUCAGCUGUUGAAUCACAGGCCUAUGACUGCUGUUGAGAUCCAACUGAUGGUGGAGGAGAGCGAAGAGCGGCUCACGGAGGAGCAGAUCGAGGCACUUCUCCACACCGUGACCAGCAUUCUGCCCGCGGGGCCGGAGGCCGAGCAGAAGAGGAACCCGGACAUCGUGACGGGGGAUGACGAGGACGCCGCGUAGAGGGGCACGGCCGGCCUGGCCGCCUCAAGACCCUGAGAAGUCAGCAGCCGGUUCCUGGCCUCCCAGAGAAUUGCUCAGGGUUUCACCCUCCGUCCCAGCAGGCCUGGUUUCACGGUUGGCUGGAGAAACCACAAAAACCGGCUUAGAAGAGGUCCUCGUGCCUCCGGGAGACGCAGCGUGGUGAAGACAGACGGAGGCUGUCAGGGCAGAGAGCUGAAGGGAGGCGGACGACGUCAGGACGAUGACCGUGCAACCCCCCGUGGUAAAAAUGUUUCUUCUGUGGCCUUUGCCAUAGUCGUGGCCAGGCCCCAUACGCAGCAGGAGGACUGCUUGUGUCGCCUGUGAUGGGCCGUGUCCUAGUCGCGUCAUCUGCUCUCGGCGCUUCCCGAGCAGGGGCGCUGAGUGCCGUUGUGGGGGCCGAGCGGGGAGAAUCCGGGCAGAUGACCGGACACUCCCGGAGCCACGCGUCGCUGCUGCAGGCUGGAAUGAGCCGCUGGACUUGGCUCACCGGAGAGGAAUCUCUUCCUGGAGAACAGCAAGGGUAAGAGAAGAGAGGCCUGGCAGGGCUGUUGUUCACGAGCUCAUUACUUAGUCUGCAACGUUAGGGCGUCCGCCCGUCCCGGUGGACGAGCCGCACAGCAGGCCGCGGACGGCGGUGACAGAAGUCCAGCGCCGGCUGCCUUUAGGACCGCGUGCGCCUCCUGCGCGCCCCGAGGCCAGGCGGGCUGCGCUUGCACAGGGGCGGCUUGUUGCGGCAUUAGAAGGGGCACAGGUAGGGACGGGAUCUGAAGGGCUGGAGCCUGGUAAUGCGAAUCGGAGCUUGUUGGCGGCGGCGGCCUCAGCGCUCCAGUUCCGGGUCCUGGGAGGACCACGUGAGGAGCUUGCGGAUACCGAGGUUUGGAGAGUCAGGAGCCCCGGACGGCUGGGUGCCUUAGGUCCUGGGAAUAUUGCUGAACGGUAAUUGCCCACAUUUGCUCUACCCCCCAUUUGGGGAAGAAAAUGCCCACAGACAUUAAUUUUUCAAAUCAGUGCUCCCUUUAUUGUGAGAUUACAUAUUUUUGGUGCUAUUAAUUGGAUUACUUCCCACGCCCUUGUAAUUACAAGAUUAUUUCAACCAUCCCCAACCCUGCCAGUCACAGUGAUGUGGUUGUUAAGCUUAUCACUGAGGUCAGCUGAGACCUGUUUACAGGCACAAAACUGGAAUUCGAAGGGCAUUUGUUUUUAAACUUCUCUUGUAUUGGGAGUUUUACCAGGAACUGUUGAUUUAUUUGUCAAGGCAUUGAACCCGUGUCACUGUUUCAUUUUAACUUUGAGUGUAUUCAGUGCAUUUUCUUAAUGGAUUUCUAGUUAAUAAUAAAUUGUUUCCAAGUGACUGCCAACUUUUGGUAUUUUUAUAAAUAUUUGAAGA
Enhydra lutris kenyoni (northern sea otter) is the source of this 1893-nucleotide messenger RNA. It is a transcript of the gene CRCP, whose product is annotated as CGRP receptor component. Gene Ontology annotation, cellular component: RNA polymerase III complex. Gene Ontology annotation, molecular function: nucleotide binding. The transcript is spliced from 6 exons. The record is from RefSeq and is a predicted model, not a curated record. The coding region runs from base 42 to 485 and encodes 147 amino acids. NCBI's taxonomy places the organism in Eukaryota, Metazoa, Chordata, Mammalia, Carnivora, Mustelidae. Gene Ontology annotation, biological process: transcription initiation at RNA polymerase III promoter.